CAAUGAGAUUGAUUUGGAUUGUUCUAGGUGUCGGCCUGUCGGUGGUGCUGGGAUCUCAAGUGGAUGAAUAUUGCAAUCGUGGUUUUCGUGAGGUGUUGACCGCGAGCAAUUGCGACUAUUAUGCGUAUGGACCACAGACGCUGAUGACCUCGUACUGCCACUGGGAUGAACAACCAUACUACGGGAUAACCAGUAAAUUCUGCUGCUCGGGUGUGUGCGCUUAUUGCUUCAAAAAAUUUACGAAUAAAACAAAUGAAGAGGCGGAUUUAAUACCUGCAAUAGAUAAUGAAAAAGGAAACGGCAAUGGCGAAAGAAACAGUGAUGAAAACGACAUCGCCACCGUUCCCAACGUCAGUAAGGAUGAUUAUACCGACAACCUUGAACCAAUGGACAAAUCGCUAGAUGAGUUACUAGCAACGAAGAUGAAGCGUAUGAUGCAAAAGUCCUAAAAACCAAUUGUAUUUCCGGUCGUUCUGAGGGUGUGUCAAAGUUUUCGUUUAUUAACCAAUGUUUGAAAAAUCUUUUUGAAUCAUAAUCCAACAAAAUUGAGUUCAACGAUUCCCACUGUUCGGCAAAUAGAUCGCAUUCCGUGUCCCGGAUUGAA
Toxorhynchites rutilus septentrionalis is the source of this 604-nucleotide messenger RNA. RefSeq lists its product as uncharacterized. The record is from RefSeq and is a predicted model, not a curated record. The transcript is spliced from 2 exons. Lineage: Eukaryota; Metazoa; Arthropoda; Insecta; Diptera; Culicidae. Bases 3 to 449 code for a protein of 148 amino acids.